This is a messenger RNA of Penicillium chermesinum, 1275 nucleotides long. RefSeq lists its product as uncharacterized. NCBI's taxonomy places the organism in Eukaryota, Fungi, Ascomycota, Eurotiomycetes, Eurotiales, Aspergillaceae. The transcript has 3 exons. Gene Ontology annotation, molecular function: alcohol-forming very long-chain fatty acyl-CoA reductase (NADP+) activity. Gene Ontology annotation, cellular component: peroxisome. Gene Ontology annotation, biological process: long-chain fatty-acyl-CoA metabolic process. The record is from RefSeq and is a predicted model, not a curated record. Bases 1 to 1275 code for a protein of 424 amino acids.
AUGGUCUGGGAAUACUACAACGACAAGGUCAUCUUCAUGACCGGGGGAACUGGUUUCGUCGGGACUGCACUAAUAUACAGGAUUCUCUCCCAGAGUUCGCCAAAGCAUAUCUUUGUUUUGAGUCGAGGCGGUUUCUCGAACGCAAGAGCAAAAUGGUCUAAGAUGCUUCCACCCCAGAUUAUAAAGAUCUUUCUCGAUAGUAGUAGAAUGACGGUAAUGGAUGGCGAGCUGGGCGAUACCGCGACCAUGAGUCUUUCCGACGAAGAGCUCCAAAUGCUCAAGAGAACAGUUCAUAUUUUCAUCCACGCCGCUUCUUCCAUCAUGCUAAACCAUUCUCUUCGCGAACUAUCCUAUACUAUCGUUGCGCCCACCCUAUGUCUGACCCAGUACGCACUCAAGUUCCCAAACCUCGAACGAUUUGUCUUUCUCUCUUCCGCUUACGCAAAUUCUCAUCUUUGGACCAUAGACAGGAGCUCCGAUGUCUCGGUCGAAGAAGAGAUAUACAGCCUCAGUGCCGAAUACGAAGCCCACGAUUUCCCCUGGCCAUACGCAUACGCAAAACAUCUAGCAGAGCGACUCGUUAUGCAAAAGGCCGCACAGGAGCAUGCGCUGGAUAAGAUCUUGAUCGUCCGACCAUCGGCCGUUGGCCCAGCCGACGAGUUCCCUUACCCGGGAUUCACAACCCCCUUUUCAACGCCAUCGACCGCUUGUGCUGCGGCCGUUGCGCUCCAUCCGGGCCGCAAAAUCAACCUUGCAACCCGAUGCGAGAACCCCGACGAGGAAGUCACCAUUGACGAAGUGCCGGUGGACGUAGUUGCAGAUCGCGUCCUUGUACAUGUGGCCCAGGGCACGAGUGGAUGCGUUCACGCAGUGAGCGGCGAGAAAGGACGCUUGCGAUUUGGGGACUGGUGGCAUGCCUUCAAGAGCGAGCGACGUCUUCCGUGGCAAGUAAAGCCUGUGUGGGCAUCGGAUGACUGGCAUUCGUCGGACCUCCACCACAUGGCGAAGAAUUUCAAGAUAAUCGGCACUUCCUUCGCAUUCAAAGAGGGGAAGACCGAUCGUGUGGCGGAGCUACUGGGCCCGGAGCAAACAAAACGUCUGAGGUUGUAUGCGGAUCGAUCGCAGCCUUACUCGCAUUCUCUGGUCCACCGGAGGCACCACAUUCACCGUAUGGCUAAGCAGCUGGCGAAGAAGAACAAGUUACCAGCGUUCUCUGUCGGGCUGCUUUGUCGAAAGGGAAAGCCAUUGGUUCAGCUUGAGCACGCCGGUGCCUAA